AUGUUCGCUUUAAUUGUCAAGCGCGUCGUGCUCAGUCUGCAAUUAGUCUCGUUAGUAAUGCUUGCGGGUGUCUUCGGUGACCAACGUAUUCCCUAUAAUGUGCCCGGCCAACAGACAUCAAGUGGCCAAGCACCUUUGGCCUUCCAAGGAAACGGAAAUCAAAUAUACAGCUGUGGUUCAACUGGUGCUUGGGUGCGAGUUGGAGCAGAGGCACAAUUGCAAGGAAGCGGAAUGUCCGGCCACCACUACUUUUCGGGCAAUACGGCGACCUUCGACGUGGGCUCAUGGCACAUAUCGGCCACGCAAAUAGGAUCGUCGGCUUCACGGGAUCUCCGCAGGGAUGUACCCUCGCUGAGGCUCCAGCCCACUUCGGGCCCCUUCAGGUUGAUCACCCGGAGCAAUGUUUCAGGCGGUGUCCCCCAAGUUGCUUGCAAGGCCGGUCAACAGAACUACCAGGUGCCGUACUCUGCCACCUACACCUUCUACUACAAAUGA
This is a messenger RNA of Puccinia triticina, 495 nucleotides long. RefSeq lists its product as uncharacterized. Bases 1 to 495 code for a protein of 164 amino acids. The transcript has 3 exons. Lineage: Eukaryota; Fungi; Basidiomycota; Pucciniomycetes; Pucciniales; Pucciniaceae. The record is from RefSeq and is a predicted model, not a curated record.